Messenger RNA from Penicillium macrosclerotiorum, 1956 nucleotides. RefSeq lists its product as uncharacterized. Lineage: Eukaryota; Fungi; Ascomycota; Eurotiomycetes; Eurotiales; Aspergillaceae. Bases 1 to 1956 code for a protein of 651 amino acids. The record is from RefSeq and is a predicted model, not a curated record. The transcript has 4 exons.
AUGGAUCCCCCAGACUCCGACUCCUUCCAUGGAGGGUUUGAGCAGACUCUGCCCGUGCUUUCACGACCUCCGGCCGCGCCCGCCUGGUCUGAGGUCGAUCCCACCCCCCACACGGACCCUGAGACUUGGCCUUCCGACCCUGUCGCCUCCGACUUGCCGCCCGCGAUCCCCGCUCCGCCACCAGCUCCUCAACCCGCUCCUGCAACAACCCUCCCAGCGCAGACAACGACCACCGCCACCUCUACGACCACAACCGAGCGAAAUGCAUCCUCAAAGGUCCGGAAGUCGCGCAAACCCGCCAAUGCUGCGGGCGGCAAGUCCACGCUGUUCUGGGUCCAUACGGACCCGGAGUCCGCAUCCUCGGGCACGAAAGAGGAGACCCUGAAGCGCAUCCGGUCGCAUGUCAUGUCGGAACACAAUCGUAAGAAACGCCUGGAAAAAUUGGUGCCUACUACGACCACCGCCAGCUAUUACCCCUCCGUGGUGGCGGCAACACCCUGGGAGGUGGAGCCGUGGAGCGAGGAAUCCUGGGAGGAGGACACAGUGGACGGAGCCUUGAGCUACUCGGCUGCACCCACCAACCCUUCGCUAUGGACAUACGUGGGAUCUGGGGCCCAUGAUCCGUUCAACACGGGGCAUACCCAGCUUACAGACCGAAUGAUGCGCCAUUUGCAAAAUUGUCAGUUUGCCCUCCUCUUCCCCGCACUCCCCCCGCUUUUAGAUGACAGGGCGAAUGUGGAUAUGAAUGACCCAGCUACUAACAUCGACCAAUGUCGAACAGUCCUGUGGGACCUCACUCAGGAAGCACAUCCAUUGCAGACGCGGUAUAAACCCAAGCUGCAAGCACAUUGGGCUGCCCUUAUUCAGCGGGACCCCGCCAUUCUCCACGCGACGAUCUGCAUGUCCACUUCCAAUGCGGCUAUGCAGCGAGGCGAGCUGCCCAUUCGAGAUCCAAACCAGAGUCGCAGCGCGCUGGUCGUCGAUACUUUCCACCACCGAGGUGAGACGAUUCGAUUGGUGAAUGAGGGCUUGUCGGAUCCUGUCAAGUGUUCGAGUGAUGAACUCAUUGCGGCGGUAUCUACAUUGUUGACCAUUGAGAUUGCCUCCGGAAACCCUGAUUAUUUGAAGAUCCAUCUGGCUGGCUUGCGACAGAUGAUUGGGCUGCGCAAGAAUUUUGCGGACGUGCCCCCAGACGUUCGAUUCCAGAUCUCCUGGACUGAUAUUCGAGUCGCUUGCAUGGCUCUCACUAAACCUAUUUUCCCCUUCGUUCGCUCCAUCCGUCCCGCCGGGUUCUCUCUCGUCCCACCCAAUGACGACGUCGCCCUGUUCGCUACCCGGCUCAUCCCACUUAUCAAAAUUCCUGGCAUAUUUAGCGAAACAUUCACGAAAAUUAUAUACGACCUGCUUGAGCUUUCCUGGUACGCGGAGUGGAUUAAGGGCAAUACCGGAUAUAAGGAAUUUGACGACGAGGUCGAGGACUACUUCAAUUUCGAAGUUCUCUCUGUCGAGUACUCGCUGCAUAUCGAUCGGUACACACCGACCGGCCAAAUUAAGGGCGACAACUCCAUCGAGGGCUGUUGCCGACUGGCCUGUCUUGGUUUCCACAACAGCGCCAUCUGGAGCUUCUACCCCAUGAUCGGCCCCCUGCUACCCAAGCCUAUUCUGGCUCUCCGCGCUGCCCUUGAAGCAACCAUACCGUCGGGCCUGUUCGCGCUCUGCCGUGACCUGCUGAUUUGGCUUCUUUUCAUCGGCGCCGCCUGUAGCCAGAUGAUGCCCCCGGAGCGAGCGUACUUUGUCUCCGAGCUGGCGACGGCUGCAAGCCUGCACGGCGUCACGUCAUGGCAGGAAUGCCGCGCCAUCUUGUUGGGCUUCUUCUAUACGGACCGUGUCCAUCUGCCCAUGCUGAGACAGAUCUGGCAAGAGGCACAGCUCCAGUCUGACGCUACUUCUGCAUAG